AUGUCGGACCACGAAUUCGGAGGCAAUGACGACCUCUCUCUGCCAAAAGCUACCGUCCAGAAAAUUGUCACGGAAAUCUUGCCGCCUUCCGCCGGCGUCGCCUUUGCUAGGGAGAGUCGCGACCUGCUCAUAGAAUGCUGCGUCGAGUUCAUCACUCUGAUAUCAUCAGAGGCGAACGAGAUCUCUGAAAAGGAGGCCAAGAAGACGAUAGCGUGCGAUCACAUCACAAAGGCCCUCGAGCAGCUCGGCUUCUCUGAUUACGUACCAGCCGUUAUGGAAGCGGCUGCAGAGCACAAAGAAGUGCAAAAGCACCAACAGCGUCCCCGCAUCCCGCGCUGGGCUCGCUCCAAGAUGGGUCAAGAAGAGUCACGCAUGGUGGACGAGUCUACACCGCCACAGACACUUUCCGAGCGCAGCAUCACAGCCGUUGCCGACUACAUCAAGAGCGGCGAUGUCAAACGCAUUGUGGUCAUGACCGGUGCCGGGAUUUCCACCGCUGCAGGAAUUCCGGAUUUCAGAUCCCCAAAGACUGGGCUGUAUAACAACCUUGCUCGCCUAAACUUGCCUCACGCAGAGGCCGUUUUUGAGAUAUCGUACUUCAAAGAGAAUCCUGAGCCAUUCUACGUGCUCGCCAAGGAGCUGUAUCCUGGCAAAUUUCACCCUACAGUCUCACAUGUGUUUCUGUCGCUUUUGGCACAGAAGGGUCUUUUGCACAUGCUUUUUACCCAAAACAUCGACUGUCUGGAGAGAGCUGCUGGUGUACCUCCAGAAAAGAUUAUCGAGGCCCACGGAAGCUUUGCCACCCAACGAUGCGUUGAGUGCAAAAAAGAGUUCCCUGACGACGAGAUGAAGACGCAUGUUCACAACGGAGACGUACCUCGAUGCAUAGACCGGAGUUGCAACGGCCUUGUCAAGCCAGACAUUGUUUUCUUCGGAGAAGCACUGCCGCGAGCAUUCUCCGAGCAGAGCCACAAAGCAGCCAUGGCUGACCUCGCCCUCAUCAUCGGAACAAGCCUGCAGGUCUAUCCCUUUGCCGGCUUACCACAGAUGGUGCGGGAGUCCAUUCCGCGUGUUCUGUUUAACAUGGAGAAAGUUGGGCAGAUCGGAACCAGAGCAGACGAUGUCGUGUCGCUUGGACCCUGCGAUGACGGUGUCCGCCAGCUGGCUGCCGAGCUUGGCUGGGGCGGUGAGCUGGAGAAGAUGUGGCGUGGCAUCGUUGGCGAAGAGGAGGCUGAGAGGCAGCUACGAAGCCAAAAGGAGCGCAACAAGGAGGUCGAUGAAGAGGUUCAGAGGCUCACUGAGAAUGUAGAGACCGCGCUGAGAAUUCACGACGAGGACUCAGCCAGCAACGAGGCGGUGGCAUCCAAGUCACGCCAAUCAGAGGAAGCCGAACCCAGUGAUAAUGUCUCGGAACAGAGUGCAGAGGCGUCUGCAAAGACGGAGGACGCUGGAGAAGGAAGUGAACUGCCGCCACCACUACCAGCAACUGAAAAGGAUGCAGAUGCGAGCACAACGGACGAGUCAGCUGAGAAGAGCGACAGUUUUCCCAAGUCGGCCCUUUAA
This is a messenger RNA of Beauveria bassiana ARSEF 2860, 1563 nucleotides long. Its product is annotated as Sir2 family protein. The coding region runs from base 1 to 1563 and encodes 520 amino acids. NCBI's taxonomy places the organism in Eukaryota, Fungi, Ascomycota, Sordariomycetes, Hypocreales, Cordycipitaceae. The record is from RefSeq and is a predicted model, not a curated record. The transcript is spliced from 5 exons. Gene Ontology annotation, molecular function: NAD+ binding; protein heterodimerization activity.